This is a messenger RNA of Dermacentor andersoni, 5167 nucleotides long. It is a transcript of the gene MESK2, whose product is annotated as misexpression suppressor of KSR 2. The record is from RefSeq and is a predicted model, not a curated record. NCBI's taxonomy places the organism in Eukaryota, Metazoa, Arthropoda, Arachnida, Ixodida, Ixodidae.
GCCCACGAUUGCGGAGUCGACUGGUGCUUAGCGCCGUUACUCUCUUACGUUAACGCGCUAUAGACGCAGGCGCUGGCCAGCUAGCUAGCCACGUAGUUCCAGGCCUAGGUGAGCUGUCAUCGCGGUGGGAGGUGACUCUUUGAAAACCGGAUUUUCAGGAAGUGUGACUAGCCACUGGCGUCGAGUGAAACGGAGGCCGUCCUUUUCUCAGCGUGCGCCGCGGCGAAGUCUGUUGGCGGUCGGCAUUGUCUCUGUUCAGUCCCGAGAGCCGAAAUACGGCGUGCUGCUUCUCGCUCGAGGUGCGAUCGCAUCCAAAGAAGACAACAAAGUUGCACUGCACGUGCUUUGCUUGAUCGAGCCUGCUCGGAUUGUGUUCACCCUCGUGCUUCGACUUGGACGAUUGAAGACGGCGAUGGAUGCUGCCUUGUCGAAACUGGCGAAAAAGGAUGUACCGUAUGCAAAAAUGAUUCCCGUUCAGAAGGAUAGCGACAAGAGCGAGUUUGUGGAAGCGCACGACGAGAGGGGAAUGCCUACGGACACGAUGGACGACAUUGAGCUUAAGAACGUUGAGUUGCAAUAUCCUCUGAUGAGGUCCCUCUCGAGGAGCGAUUCCUACACUCAGGAGGACCGCAUUGAAACAGACUUCGGGACCAUGGUUGUUGCAGUUCAGGGUGACCGCAACAAGCCAGCUAUUUUCACCUACCAUGACAUUGGGUUGAAUCAUGUCUCAAACUUCCAAGCCUUCUUCAACUACACUGAUGUUCGAGACAUGAUGCAAAGCUUCUGCGUCUACCAUGUUAACGCUCCUGGCCAGGAAGAAGGGGCAGCACCUCUUCCUGAAGGAUAUGCCUACCCUUCAAUGGAGACGCUUGCUGACAUGUUGCUGCUGGUGAUGAAGUUCUACAAGAUCAAACACUUCAUUGGAUUUGGUGUAGGCGCUGGUGCUUACAUCAUGGCCAAGUUUGCUCUGGAUCGCCCGGAACUUGUUGAUGCCUUAUUCCUGAUCAACUGUACUGCCACCAAGUCAAGCUGGACAGAAUGGGGCUACCAAAAGCUGAAUGCCAUGCACCUUCGAAGCUCAGGCAUGACUGCUUCUACAUUGGACUACCUGAUGUGGCACCACUUUGGCAAGCUGAAUGAAGAACGGAACCAUGACUUGGUGCAAGUGUUUCGCCAGUACUUCAACAAGACGAUCAAUGCCCAAAACCUUGGAUUUUUCAUCGAUGCAUUCAUAAAGAGGUCUGACCUCAACAUCACCCGUGAAAUAGAUCCUGCAAAGAAAAAGAUGGUGAAGAACUUCAAGUGCAGUGUGAUGCUGGUUGCAGGAGCCCUGUCCCCACAUCUUGAUGACACAGUGAACAUGAACAGCCGCAUGGACCCAACCACAUCAACUUGGAUGAAGGUGUCUGACUGUGGAAUGGUGCUUGAAGAGCAGCCAGGGAAGGUCAGCGAGGCAUUCAGACUGUUCCUUCAGGGGCUUGGAUAUGCACUGAACUCAUCCCAGAGGCGGUCUUCUGCAGCUUCACUCAAUGAAGCCCUGGAGAUGCGUCGUCGAUCCUCCCUCACUGCUUCAGCUCACAAUGCAGACGAGGCCUGAAGAGUGCGAGGGGAACCCGUCAGCACAGGCUGCUGGAUACGUGGCUGCGACACCCACAGAUAUAUGCAUCUGGGCCAGUAGGAAAGCCAAGGCCUGGUGGCACAUGACAGCACAUGUGCUGCAUUUCAUUUGCUGGCUGGUGGCUACCAGUGUGCACAUUGCUUGUGCAUCAGCCUUGGAUGGUCAUUGUGAUGGAUACCUUUGGUUUCUUGCCACUGUGGAUAGGAUAUAUUUUUUUCGUUUACAAAGAAGGGAAAAAAGAAAAAGACUGGCAUAUAUUCAGUGUUGCUGCUUUUGUACAUUGCCUGCGACACCAUUGGCUGUUUUUCUCCGAUUUCUUCUUUGGGAUAGCUUCUUUGAUGCUUCUUGUAUGUUUGUGAGUGUGUGUGCGUGUGUGUGCACGUGAAGCAUCAUUUGUUUAGUAGGCAUUAGCCAAACGUUUGUGAAUAGUGUGGCAUCAGGCACACUUGCUUUCUGAUGUUGCUCUGCAAUGAGCAGCAGGAAAUUUUGCACUCAAAGUUUAGAGCAUCACUAGACUUAGCAGCGUUGCUAUAUUUUCACCAUUUAGCACUGGCACCUAGCAGCUUUGCACAACAGGCUGCCCAUACUUCUUUGUCACCAUUCUGAGUGGCUCUGUGCAAGCAGUAUUUAAAGCACAGGUUUUCUAAGCAUUCUUUUUCUCUAGUCUGCUCUCUUGUGCUCCUCACCUUUGUAAGCAUCUUUGUAGCUGUAGCUUCAGUAUGGCAGGCUUGCUACUUCAGGUGGUGGGAUUUGUGCCAGCUGUUUAAAAGAAAUCGAAGGUGGACAUUUCACACCCUACUGGAUUCUCUAAUAUCAUUAUGGAUUUUUUUUUCUACUGCUAAUUUAUAGCAAACAGCAUUUACCAUCCUAAAAUAUUGUGGUGCUAAAGUUGGGCUAUGCACAGGGGGGAACUUGGGGAAGUGUUUGUAAGGCUUUGAUAAUGAGACUUGGCAGAUGUCUAACUUGUUUAUGGUGUGUCUGAUAGGUAACAUGGUUGACUGUUGCCUUCUGUGUGGGUGUGCCAAUGGUGGGGUAGUACAGUAGGAAAAGGUCAAUCUUGGGGCUGGUUGUGGCCAUGGCUUGAAUGUAAUAAUUGACAUCCAUUAAAAAACGUGCUGCGGCUUUCAAUUGUACUGCUUCUUUUUCUUCUAAUUUGACUCAUUGAUCCUUGCAUUAACUGGCAGGCUGCUUCUAUAUGUACUUGUAUUGCUUUAACUUCUUUUGCUUCUUUCAAUUCCUCUGUGCUUGGUACUUUAUUGUGAAUGAUACUUUGCUUGUGCAUGUAAGCUUUAUCUCAUCUAUGUUGUGAUGCUUACUUUCAUGCAGCUGGGUUAUGUUAAAGUGCUUUUUGCCAGGAUUAACUGCCCCUUUUUUGUUGUUGCUAAGUUUUGAUGUGCUCAUGGGUUGGCUUGUGAUGCUUUCAUAUAGUCGGUCAGGGCUCCGGUGGUUCUAGUGUAGGUCAUAGAUGCCAUUUUAUUUGGGACUAAUGAUUAGGUAACAGCUCUGUUGUAUUUCAAGGUGCAUACGUGCAUUAACAAUAUUAAUAAGUGUGCCUAUGUGAAGCAUUUGUCUUGAGAAAUAAUGGUCAACCUCAUUGCAGUUGUUCGGAGUUCCACCAGCUUGUUGACAUGCACAUCUCCAUCUACAUGGAUCACUUGCUGUCUUUUACCGAGUGAAAAAUUAGUGUUUUGGAUCGGAGAAGGCCGAUAUUACUUAGUAUCAUUUCAUACACACAUAAGCCAAUACUAGUCAAAAGCUUUUGAUACACUUGAAAAUUUUAUUAGUUUUGAGUAGUCUUUCUUUUUGUUUUGUGUUAUAUACUUUAGUCAGGUUUGUAUCUUUCUAUAUUCUGUUCUUCCAUGCUAAUGGCUGCUAUAUGUAUGCAUAAUCAUGAUGCCACCAUAAAUUUAUGCUACAUAGAUUACACAAGGAUGGGUAAUAACAAAUUAUUAAAUGCAGAUUAUGGAGGCAGUCAGAUCUACAGCUCUAGGCUUUCCAGGCAUGUUGUUGGGUGUUGAACAAUACAAACAGACCAUAAGGCGACACACAUGGGUGCUGACUUUAAACUUGAAUGCCAGUGCCUGUGUGCAUAGUCUGCUCGUCUGGUGCUUUGGCCUCAGCCUUUUGAUUUUUUUAGCCUUUUCAUUCAGUGCCAUGGUACUGCUUAAUGAACGAGUUACAGCAUCUUAUGCAUGUUUAUGAACAGAAGUAAUGCUUCAACUAGAAUAAUUUGUCUUAGAUCUGACCUCUUUAUCUUAUGCAAUUUCAUGGCCCCCCAAACAUUCCAAGUGGAGGCUCUUAUUUAAGCUGUGUCUACAGAAUUCAUGCAUGGGCACAGUAUAAACUAUCAGCUUUAAGAGGACAGAGCUUGGCAGAAAGUUUUUUCAUACUUUGACAAGCACUUAAAUGAAAAUGUUCACAGGUAGGCAAGCACCUUUCUGUACUUCGCACCAUGGCACACUUAUGCAAGGUCUUGUGGCACAUUUCUCGCGUGCCCUGUCUUGGUUUUUGUGCCAGAAGUGGAUCUUGAAAGAAUGCAUUUGUGUGUGAUCACAGUAAUAUAUGGUAUAGCUGGUUUACGACAGCUUUAUGAUGCCAACCAAAAGUAGGAGCAAGGAACUAGCAUUUUCAAAUAUAAUGCAGCCCUGCUAGUGACUGCAACAGCACUGUUGACCCCGUUAUGAAUAGUUAUCAGUUCAAGACAUUGCAGCUGGCUGCACAACAUUUAGCUUAGGGUGAUGUAAUUGUGGUGCAAGGAAUUUGUAUUUGUUCUAGCUUUAAAGCACAGUUUUAAGCAGUGUGGGGUGGUCUUCAUCCUGUUAGUCGUCUGAAUUUUCAAUGGUAUUUUUAUCGAAAGCACACCAAGGUGGUCUUCCAUUUAACCUUAAAAAAAAAAGUGAGCUGUUGGCAGCUUGGCAGACAAAAUUUUGCAAUCUGGCAGCUUUGUGUUCUUUCCAAGUAAAAAUAAAAUGCCCUAAAGGUCGAGUAGCAUAGCCUUCUUGUGCACACAUGUAUAAGUAGAAUGUAGUUGUAACGCAAUGUCUCUCGUGCUCCCACGUAUUUGUACCAUGUACAUGCAUCUCUUUUCUUUAUCCAUCUCUUUUCUUUAUCAUACCCACUUUGCAUUUUCAGUCCGAUAAGCCAAAGGUUUGGCUGUUAGCAAGGAGAGGAGUGGGGGCAUCAUAGUUUCACUGAACCCCUCUUCUGUGCAUUGUGUUGCAGCCUUUGCUUUCUUUCUUUUUCUUUUCCUGUAUGAAAACUUGUGUGACUGAAACCUCACCUUUGUUUCAUUCCUAUACCUCCUGUUUUGUCCUGUUUGUCUUGCUCUUGUUUUGUAGUUGCAGCACCUUAGGCGCCUCUGGCAGUGUGCUCUCCCAGACUAGUGUAUGUGUGGUGUGUGUGUAUGACUGUGUGUGUGUGAUGACAGUUCUUUGUUUGUUUCCUCUUAUGUUUUGAGUUGAUUUUGUAGAUCUAAAUUGUUUUUGAUUCUAUUUCUUUUUCCCCCUCUCCCUCUCCCUUUCUUUCUUUUUCCCCCCACCCUCCUCUUUG